Messenger RNA from Cyprinodon variegatus (sheepshead minnow), 1115 nucleotides. It is a transcript of the gene nsa2, whose product is annotated as NSA2, ribosome biogenesis homolog. Lineage: Eukaryota; Metazoa; Chordata; Actinopteri; Cyprinodontiformes; Cyprinodontidae. The record is from RefSeq and is a predicted model, not a curated record. Bases 143 to 925 code for a protein of 260 amino acids. Gene Ontology annotation, cellular component: preribosome, large subunit precursor; nucleolus. Gene Ontology annotation, biological process: maturation of LSU-rRNA; maturation of 5.8S rRNA. The transcript is spliced from 6 exons.
ACUUCCUCUAAGUGUCGGCUCCGGGGAAAACAACAUCAGAAAACCCCCAGCCUGAAGAAAAAACACCAACAAACACCGUGUCUUUACCUAUUUAAACCAGCGUUACCGUAAUAUCUGGAGCAAGUAUCAUACUAAGUACAAAAUGCCUCAGAACGAGCACAUUGAGUUACAUCGCAAGCGGCAUGGCUACCGCUUGGACCACCAUGAAAGGAAACGGAAGAAGGAGAGCAGAGAGGCCCACGAACGGUCCCACAAAGCCAAGAAGAUGAUCGGCUUGAAGGCCAAGCUUUACCACAAACAGAGACAUGCAGAGAAGAUCCAGAUGAAAAAGACCAUCAAAAUGCAUGAGCAGAGGAAGACCAAGCAGAAGGCUGAUGAUAAGACCCCUGAAGGAGCAGUACCAGCCUACCUGUUGGACAGAGAAGGACAGUCUCGUGCUAAGGUCCUCUCCAACAUGAUCAAACAGAAAAGGAAAGAAAAGGCUGGCAAGUGGGAGGUGCCUCUGCCAAAGGUUCGCGCCCAAGGAGAAACAGAAGUGCUUAAAGUCAUCCGGACUGGAAAGAGACAAAAGAAAGCCUGGAAGAGGAUGGUCACUAAAGUUUGCUUUGUCGGUGACGGUUUCACAAGAAAACCUCCAAAGUACGAGCGUUUCAUCAGACCCAUGGGUCUGCGUUUUAAAAAGGCUCACGUCACACAUCCAGAACUGAAAGCAACGUUCUGUCUUCCCAUCCUGGGCGUUAAGAAGAACCCGUCGUCACCACUCUACACCUCUCUGGGAGUCAUCACAAAGGGAACGGUCGUAGAAGUCAAUGUCAGCGAGCUGGGCCUGGUUACACAAGGUGGAAAGGUCAUCUGGGGUAAAUAUGCCCAGGUGACAAAUAACCCAGAGAAUGAUGGCUGUAUUAAUGCAGUUCUUCUGGUAUAAGACUCUUCAUUCCUAUUAACACCAAGAGGAUUGUUGGUGUCACCGAUGCGAUGAACAGUGAAGCUACAUUAGCGGAGCUGUUGGGAAGAAGGCUGGAGCUGUGAUUGGCAACAUCUACUGCAACAAGAGACACUCUGAAAGGAAUAAAUGUUUGAUAAUAAACUUGAGAUUAAAUAAGAUAUUCUCCUGA